Molecule: messenger RNA, 324 nt
Organism: Entrophospora candida
Lineage: Eukaryota; Fungi; Glomeromycota; Glomeromycetes; Entrophosporales; Entrophosporaceae
Source: the annotation of a GenBank genome assembly
GGUUCUCCACAUGCACGAAUCGUUUGUGAAGUAGGCAACGGUCAAUCCACUAAAGAAUGGAAUGACAAGUGCCAACUAUGGAUGAAUCAAAUUUACAUACGAUACGUACUUGGAAUUAAAUUACACAAAAAAAGAAAUAGAAAAAAUGAUCUUGGGCAAUAUCAUAGAUCUAUGACGGCUAGAUUGUGGCAACAGGGAGCAGGGUGCCAGGAGUGGCAGUUUGGAACCCUUAUUCAAAAAAAACAAACUCCUACUACCUGUAAUGCACCCAACCUCCCUCAAUAUCAAGUCAUUAUCCCAAUUGCACAAGUCUUUUGGGAUCCA